This is a messenger RNA of Phialemonium atrogriseum, 3468 nucleotides long. RefSeq lists its product as uncharacterized. The record is from RefSeq and is a predicted model, not a curated record. NCBI's taxonomy places the organism in Eukaryota, Fungi, Ascomycota, Sordariomycetes, Cephalothecales, Cephalothecaceae. The transcript has a single exon. Gene Ontology annotation, molecular function: protein binding. The coding region runs from base 190 to 3006 and encodes 938 amino acids.
AAGCCACAGUCCGCCUGCCAGCCACUAAGCUUGUCUCAUUAUCCCUGUUCCUGAUAAGAACCGUUAUCGGACAAAUUUCCAUCUCUUGAGCUAUAACAUCAUAUUACAGGAAUGGCGAGGCAUACGAAUCUACGAAGCAUUGAUUCUGCUCAUCAUUGGCCGCGUGCUUGAAGCUGUAGCCCAGCUAUCAUGGAAAGGGCUGGCUUUAUUUGCCAGCCUUGCCUAUCACGACUUAGACAGGCAUCGCGCGAGUCCGUUACCCUCCAACGCUCCUUUCCAACUACGCGCUCAGUUACACCUCGAAGGACGACUCCAGCACUUCUAGUGAACCGGACCUCCCCUCGAAGUUUUGCCAGCGCCGCACCCUUAUCCACCGACACCCGCGCAGAGGUUAAUUUUAGGAAAUACGUCCCCUAUAUUGUCAGAAAGGUUCCACAAUCGCACACGCCCAAGCAGGGCAGGGGAGAUGGUCGGAACUCUACACCGGCCGUGACGGACGACCCCUUCCGAAGCUACGACCCGCAUGGCUCGCAGUCUAGGUCUGUCAGGCGGGCGAGGGGUAGUGACCCAUCCGUCGAACGACCAGAAGGACAGGUCGGUCUGCCUCGAGAAUCGAAAGCGGACUCAUUUCGAGAGUGGGAGCUGGCACUGGGAGAGCUCUCCCAGGAGCGCACAUUCGAUGGCGCAAACUAUCCCCCGGACGAUCAACAAUUCUGGGCCAAGUUCGACCAGCUAUGGGCUGAUCCGGCGGAGGAAUCGAAUCCCCCUGGCAUUGUUAAUCCUAGCCCGAUAAAGACGAAGGAUAAGAAGAAGCGAAUGGGGCACCGAAGGACGGUCGUGCUAGCAAGGAGGAUAAAGCAAGAACAACACCGCGAACUACAAGAAGUGGUCUACCUAACUCGAAACUGUGACCCCAAAGACAGGGCCGAGGUAAAGUCCCGGUUCAAGGCCUGGAGGAGGAGAUUCGCCAGAUGCUUCGACAGUAUGAUGAGGGGGAAACCCUUUCAUGCAAAACAUAAGCUCCUCGGAGAGGAAGAGCUCGCCGCCCUGCUGACUCUCGAGGAUGUGGAGAAGAUGCGGGAGGCGUGGCAGCGCGAGCCUCUGGAAAGACGGCAGGCCCUCUGGCCCGAUGUCAUGCUAUCAGCACUCCGCAUCAAACCGAGCGAAGCACACCUUGUGCUCCAGGCGACGUUUGAAGAAUCCGUCACUUCAACCUACGCAGUCAAAGACGUCCUGCGCUACCUAGUCAGGCGAUCGAUGUUUUUCGACGUCGAGGACCGGCGCCAUGCCGACAAGACAUUCCUGGACCUGAUUCUCUUUCUGCUCAAGAAUAGCUCCAACCGAUACCUGCAGCUCCCGCAAUGGGUCUUGUACUCGUUGACCAAAGGGCUGCAGGUGGAUGAGCUGGCCCGUCUUUACGGAGAGCUUGUGCGAUAUGAACAUCUCCUCCACACCAACACGCUGCUUCACUUUGCUGGCCGGCUCGCGAAGGAUGUCAAUCAUAAAUCAGCCUCGGUUCAGAUUCUAGAGUCGUUGUUGCAGUCAGGCACCUUGGACAUCAAUACGCCUCGUGGCGCUGCUCUCUGCACGUCUGUCCUGUCCAUGAACAAGGAUGACAUGGAAAACCAUAUGCCAGCCACGCCUGCGGAGCUGUUCGAGCGGCUCUUGGACCUCGGUCUCAGCCCCAAUCUUGUCACCUACACCGUCAUCAUCCGCAACCUCUGCUUGAACACGGAGCUCGAUACCGCCUGGCAAGUAUUUGAUACAAUGGUGGAGCACGGCAUUGAACCUGAUCCGCACUUGUACUCGAUUCUGCUGAACGGAGCGAAGCUCUGUCAGGAUUUCAAAUCCAUCGAUCGUAUCGUCCAAGCCGCCCACUCGGACAACGUUAGGGAUCCUAUUGUGUGGAACGAUCUACUUCACGCCUUGUUUCUUCCAUGGCUGGUCGAGGCCCGUCGAAGACGAAUCCGGCCACCCAGGGUCCUCCCCGGCUUCCGCCCCAUGCUGAAGGCAUACGCAAAGUUUUUCAAGCUUGAUCCGCUCCGAAGGCUUACCUUCUCCGACAUUGAGCGGUAUCUUGAAGAUGACCUGAUUCCCAGCGGACAGUGGAAUGCGGAAUCCAAAGUCUUACCUCUUGUUUCCAACCUGCCGGCCUUGGAGCCACAGGAUCUGAUUGACCCUGGAAGCGAUACCCUUGGGAUUAUGCUCAUCGGGUACGUCCGAAGCUUUUCAAAGGCCUACAACAUCAUCGCCUUCUACUCGCAAUUCCGCAGCCUGCUACAAAACGGUGACCCGGCGGCGGUGCGCCUCGUCGAGGAACGGGGGACUCUGGUGUACGACAUUGUGAUCAAGGCCGUCCUGGAGUGGGACGGCUUGCUGCACAUUGCACUCGAGGUGGUCAGCGACAUGCUCAAGGGCGCCGAGCUCGCCUCCAUCGACCCUUCCUCGCUACCCGCCGACGCCAGACCCCUCCCUCGGCAUCCAGCACCGAGCGUUCACACCUGGUCCAUCCUCCUCAACGGCUUCAUGUUCCACCGCAAGACGGGCGAGGCCGAGCGCAUCCUGCACAUGAUGCGCGAGUACGGCGUGGAGCCCAGCAUCGUCACCUGGAACACGCUGCUCGCCGGCUACACGCGGGACCAACAGGUGGAGAAGACGGUCAAGACGUUCCAGCGCAUCGAGGCCGCGGGCCUCGAGGCCGACGACUUCACCUUCAAGGCCUUUGCGUAUCUCCGGGACAAGGACAAGGCGCUGCACCGGAUGGAGGAGAUGGUGGCCAGGCGGAAACGGUGGCUGGAGAAGGAGCAGGCGCAGGGGCUGGGCGGUACCGGUGCCGGUGCCGGCGAGCAGAGCCCGGAGACGGACGGCAUCGUGGGGCGGCUUCGAGAGCUGGAGAGUGAGGCCGAGAGGUUAUAUGGCAUGGCGGAUGAUGAGAGCGGAGAGGAGCGUGCUCUCGAGUAUUACGAUGAGGACGGGACUGCGGAAGGGAGAGCCGUGAGACCCUAGUAUAUGUAUCAACGACAAACCUGACAGAUUUUCCGCUUUCUCCAUUACCUCCCCCCAAGUGACCUAGAUUGGGCACAGCGAUCAUGCUUGAUCGACUCGUCAUUCGAUUAUCGUUACCGGAGCUAACCCCAGCUUUCCCCCCGGGGUAUUAAAUCAUCGGACUUCGUAACACUAGCACAGCACCACCCAACAUAUGACCCGACCCUACCUAAACAAAGAGAGCCACCUAUCCCUUCCCCAACGACCAUAGCGCCUCUCUAUUCCCAACCCACGCGCAGCACCAACCCCCCAUCUUCAGCCCAGGCAGCAGCCCGCCGAAUCCCCCGCGGAAAGGAGCCAGCGAGGAGGGGCCCUCAAUUGAUCACAAACUCCAUCCUCCUCCGCCUCCGCAGCGCCUCGGCCGCCCUCCGGCGCCGCCUCCGGACGCACCACCCCACCAGCACGCCGGCCACGAGCGACGGG